CGAGGGACUGGGUGAUGCUGUGUGGCCGGAGUGGACAGGCGGCGGCGUGAGUCUUGCUCCACGGGUGGCUCGGGUGACGGAGGCCCAUACCAGCGCAGCGGCUUUUCCAGCUCUGGUGCUCUCCCGAGUGCGAUUUAACAGAUGAUCGAUUGGUAUACCAUGGCUGGCACUUUCUCCAGCUAAAUCACCACAGCCAUCCCUGGAAGUCAUCACCAGGAGCAUUUUGAAGAGUGUCUGAGACUAAUCGACCCAGAAAAGCAAAAAUGAUCCUCAACUCUUCUACUGAGGAUGGUAUUAAGAGAAUCCAAGAUGACUGCCCCAAGGCUGGUAGGCACAACUACAUAUUUGUCAUGAUUCCAACUCUCUACAGCAUCAUCUUCGUGGUGGGAAUCCUUGGAAACAGCUUGGUGGUGAUUGUCAUUUACUUUUACAUGAAGCUGAAGACUGUGGCCAGUGUUUUCCUUCUGAAUCUCGCCCUGGCCGACUUAUGCUUUUUGCUGACUUUGCCACUGUGGGCUGUCUAUACCGCUAUGGAGUACCGCUGGCCCUUCGGCAAUCACCUGUGUAAGAUCGCAUCAGCCAGUGUCAGUUUCAACCUCUACGCCAGCGUGUUCCUGCUCACCUGUCUCAGCAUCGACCGCUACCUGGCCAUUGUCCACCCGAUGAAGUCUCGCCUCCGCCGCACCAUGCUGGUGGCCAAAGUCACCUGUAUCAUCAUCUGGAUGCUGGCUGGCUUGGCCAGUUUGCCAGCUAUUAUCCACCGGAAUGUGUAUUUCAUCGAGAACACCAACAUCACAGUCUGCGCUUUCCACUAUGAGUCUCAGAACUCAACCCUCCCCAUAGGGCUGGGCCUGACCAAGAACAUUCUGGGCUUCCUGUUCCCUUUUCUGAUCAUUCUCACCAGCUAUACCCUAAUCUGGAAAGCCCUAAAGAAGGCUUACGACAUUCAGAAGAACAAGCCGAGAAAUGACGACAUCUUUAGGAUAAUUAUGGCCAUCGUGCUCUUCUUUUUCUUCUCCUGGGUUCCCCACCAAAUAUUCACUUUUCUGGAUGUCCUGAUCCAGCUGGGCGUCAUCCACAACUGUAAAAUCUCUGACAUCGUGGACACCGCCAUGCCUAUCACCAUUUGCAUAGCAUAUUUUAACAACUGCCUGAACCCCCUGUUUUAUGGCUUCCUGGGGAAAAAAUUUAAGAAAUAUUUCCUCCAGCUUCUGAAAUACAUUCCCCCGAAGGCCAAGUCCCACUCAAGCCUGUCGACAAAAAUGAGCACGCUUUCCUAUCGCCCUUCGGAUAACAUGAGCUCAUCAGCCAAAAAGCCUGCGUCUUGUUUUGAGGUGGAGUGACAGGUCCAGAGUCUGCUGGUGAAGCUGUGACAGAAGCCAGGGCCGCAUCCAGUUAGAUGGCACAGCACCAAAGGAACAUUCACCCCUGCCUCGGAUCUAAGCAGAACAUGCAUUCAAUGGACUGAAGAUGUUUUCUAAAAGCUCUGAAAGAAAACUUUGACAAGAAACCAAGCAAAGCAGCUCCUUGCCGCAUCUUGCAUUAAUAGAUAAUAACUGCCCAAAAGGAAGAGUCGGGAACCGGAUGGAUUUGUGGGUUUGGAAAACAUUUGCUGGCAGAAAUGCAAUCUCCUCAGUCGCCUCUUGCUAUGUUCCUUUUGAUUUCCACAAGAAGGUAUGUAGAGCUUGUUAAAUGUUUAGAAACAAGAGGCAGGAGGUCAAGAUUAUUUGUUCUGCUCAAUGUCCAGAGGGCAAGGAACCUUUUUUGAUCCCUUUAGUCAUUAGUAAUGGCAGCCUACUUGUCCCUGUUACUACACAUAUUAGGCAAAGAUUUGCUGAGCUGUAGUUAUCAUGUUUCAGAAUCCCUUUGUAAAAUUCAGGCGGUGUCUUACUAAUGUCCAGCGCCCCCAACCAAUGCCAGCUAGUGGUGUAUUUAUGUAGCAGUGUUACCAAAGGCACACAUCAAAGUCAAACUGCUUGUAAUAACUGUGACUUCCUAGGUUCUUCAGCUUUACUAUACAUGUAAGAAUUGUAUACCGUCAGUGGUGAAUAGACUACAGGUCAUAAAAUCUGCCUUGCUUUCUAAAAAAAGUAUAUAUUCUCUACAUAUAUGUACAACUACAGCUCUAAACUGUCAUUUGGUGAAAAUCUGGCGAUGUUAUGUUUACCUCAAAAUAAAGUAAUUUUAUGGUAAUGUAUCUAAUCAUUAUUUAAAAUAGAAGCUCGUCUAUUUUUACAAUGACAUGGAUGUAAGUACAAGUAUAUUUUUACUUUGUUUGGUCUGCUUGAUGGUUUAAUAUGGUUAGAUAGGUUUUCUAGCCCAGGAAAGAUCAGGAAGGAACUAGAUUUUUCUGUUGAACAACAUGGGACAGAUUUCACCAUUUUUAAGUUUUUGAAGUUUUUCAUACAAAAACAAAAAUAUUUUCAUUUGCUCAUAACAUUAAAUUAAUACAUUGUUUUACUCAUAUGAUUUUAAAUAAUCAAAUGCCUCUAGUUAUCUGCGUGGUGUUGCAGGAAAUUUAGAAACUUUAGAAAGUAUAAGAUACUAGUCAUAUUUAGUUCUUCAAUACAAAAACAUGUUCAUUUCAGUAUUGUAGGUCACAUACUUAUACUAUUUUUGUACUCAUCAUAUAUACAUACAUAUGUAAAUUAUGAUGUUGGAGUCAUAAUGUAUAAGCAAUUCUAUACACAGGGUUGUCCCUCCUCAGUGAUGUUGCAUAGAAGCUAGUAUCCUAUUAAAUAUACUUGCUCAAACAUUUUAAUACUAUUCUAAAAUAAACAUACCUUAUAUAAUUAGGAAAUCACCAAAUUUGGAACAUUGACCAUUCUUCUAAAAAAUUUGUUGGUAUCAAAAAUUGCACUGUGCUGAUCAUUCAAGUAUAUGAAUCUGAUGAACCCCUCUCACUCCAAGAAGCAGUGGAACCAAUGAUACAGUUGUAAACAUUUUUCAUAUUCCAAUGUAUGUGGCUAAAUAUUUUCCAGAAAACAUAACACAAUUUAUCUGCCACCUGCUAUGUUUGGCUGUAGCUCAUUACAGCCUUAGCAUAAAGGAGUUUACUUGCUGUAAGCAUCCAGAUAGUUUAUACAAGGGCAGGGAGCAAACUAGGCCAGAAUGCUCCCAUGGGACAGCUAGCUCAUUUCUUACCCUGGAAACAUUCAUUGUUCCUACCCCAGGCAUGCCGGGGUGUCCAUUCUGGUCCAGUAAAAUGUGCAAAGGAUUGGGCAAGAUUUAGAAUAGUUGUAUGUAAUAUAAUAAUUAGAAUGGUUGAGAGAUGUUAUGGGCAAGGAGGUUGUUCAGAGACAUUGGUGGACAGAGCAGAACCUCUAACAUCAAAUCAUCUUAUUCUUGGAAAUAAAUGUGGUUACAUGUGCUUCAUAUUAA
Molecule: messenger RNA, 3381 nt
Organism: Microtus oregoni (creeping vole)
Lineage: Eukaryota; Metazoa; Chordata; Mammalia; Rodentia; Cricetidae
Product: type-1A angiotensin II receptor
Exons: 3
Coding region: 264-1343 (359 amino acids)
Biological process (GO): regulation of vasoconstriction; immune response; G protein-coupled receptor signaling pathway
Cellular component (GO): membrane
Molecular function (GO): angiotensin type II receptor activity
Source: RefSeq, a predicted model, not a curated record